UCCAUUCAGCUCUCUCCUUAAGACCAUCUCUUGUUCUUCAAUUCCUUGGUUUUCCUUGGGUUUCUUCUGUAGCUGCUCUGGUAGCUGCAUCUCACUUCAGUACUAGAAUCCUGGCAAGACUCGGAAGGCCCUCAGGCCUCUGGAACACCCACUGACCCUUAUUCGUUCAUUUAUUUGCUUUGCCUUCGUCCUGUAAGUUUUAAGAGCAAAGAUUGAUAGAGGCUGAGAGAAGAAGACAGAGUGAGGUACAUCAGGCACAGCGGAAGGACACUGUCCAAGCCAAGGAACGGUGUCUGUACACACUCAUGUCCCCCCGGAGAGGGAGAAUUACUAAGAUCUUCAUCACACACCUUCAUGGAGACCACUUCUUUGGCCUCCCUGGCCUGCUCUGCACAAUCAGCCUGCAGAGUGGCUCCACAGUCACCAGACAGCCCAUCGAAAUCUACGGCCCCGUGGGGCUGCGGGACUUCAUCUGGCGGACCAUGGAACUGUCCCACACGGAGCUGGUCUUCCCUUACGUGGUCCACGAGCUGGUGCCUACGGCGGAUCAGUGUCCAACAGAAGAACUGAAAGACUUUGCACCCAUGAGUGGCGCAGACACCUCUCCCAAGGAGGGGCAAGGAAGAACUAUCUUGUUAGACUCGGAAGAAAACUCAUACCUCCUGGUCGAUGAUGAGCAGUUUGUUGUAAAAGCAUUUCGCCUCUUUCACCGAGUUCCCUCCUUUGGGUUUUCGGUCGUGGAGAAGAAGCGCCCAGGUAAACUCAAUGCACAGAAACUGAAAGACCUCGGUGUUCCUCCAGGCCCUGCCUACGGGAAGCUGAAGAAUGGAAUUUCUGUGGUUCUGGAGAACGGAGUUACAAUUUCUCCCCAAGACGUCUUAAAAAAGCCGAUUGUUGGAAGGAAAAUCUGCAUUCUGGGUGACUGCUCUGGGGUGGUGGGCGACGGAGGAGUGAAGCUGUGCUUUGAGGCCGACCUGUUGAUCCACGAGGCCACCCUGGACGACGCCCAGAUGGACAAGGCCAAGGAGCACGGCCACAGCACGCCGAGGAUGGCAGCAGCGUUUGCAAAGCUGUGCCAGGCAAAGAGGCUCGUUCUGACCCACUUCAGUCAGAGGUACAAACCAGUUGCCUUGGCCAGAGAAGGAGAGACAGAUGGGAUUAUAGAACUGAAAAAGCAAGCUGAAUCAGUGUUAGAUCUCCAAGAAGUGACUCUAGCAGAAGAUUUUAUGGUGAUUGGCAUUCCAAUCAAAAAAUGAACUCGUGUUCCCAAAUGCACACCGACAUGUCUUCAAAUAUGUUACUGGACUAGCCAUCAAGGUUGUUGUUGUUGUUUUAGUCUAAAAUUGUUUGGGUCCCAAUAAUCCUAAAAAGGAUGAUGGAGCUUCAUUGCUGAACUGACUCAGGAUUGAAAAGGAGCAAGCUUUUUGAUAAUAAAUCAUUUAAAAAAGAAAAAAGUUAGCAUCCUUUUUAAAGUCCAAAUUUGACAAAGUGGUAGACUAUUCAGGUGUGCUUAUACUUUGUGUUUCGUGGCUGCUGCCUCAGAUGUGCCCCGUACCAUCCUGGGCUUAGCUUCUGUCCAGCUUUAUUGCUGUUAUUGGCAGAGUGCUCCGGGCUCGGCCCUCUUGGCUAAAAAUGGUAUUUUGGCAGUUUGUGUUGAAUCUGUUCGUGUUAUUAACAGAAUAGAGAGAAGUGUAAUGAGACAUUGGACAUGCACGAUUGAAGCCAGCAUGUUAAAUCUUGCAUUCUUUGCCUGAAUACUGACUGUGGGGUCCAGCUAUACAUUUAUCCUUUAAUUAAUGUGUUAUUGAACUUUCUGGUUCGCUUCAAACCUGUGGUUCUCAGCUGAGGGUGAUUCCAUCCCCAUAGCUGGUGUUCUGAAAUUAUGACGAUAGCUUGCUUCAGCAGCACAUUUAUGAAAAUUGGAGUGAUACAGAGAUUAGAAUGGCCCCUGCCUAAGAGUGACGUGUAAAAUAAUGAAGCAGUCCAUAUUUUUAUAAAAAGAAAAAGGAAAAAAAAUUGUGGGGAUGUUUCUUGCCAAAAUGACUGGGAGGUAGGGGGAGAGCAUUGCUGGUAUUUACUCGGUCACUAGGAGCCAUGGAUGCUAGACCCUGUAGGGUUUGGGUCAGCCUUCUACCGCGAUGAAGAAUUGUCUCUCCCCAGAGUACAAACGGCAGGCCUGUUGAGAUACAUAGCAAGUUAAAACCUAUACCCCCGGUGUGAAUAUACUUUAUCAAAGUCUCUGACAUAAUGAGUCGAACUACUAGGUAAAUCGAAUUCUACAACAAACCCUAGAGAACGAGUGAAGUGAAUGUGUUAGAACUGGAGUGUCACAUGGGUUGGCAAUGUGACAACCUUUUAAAGAAUACAAAGGUUAUCUUUGAUUGAUAUCGAAUAUUAUUUGAGAGAAAUAAGCCAUGAGCUGGAGCUUACGAAUCUGGAGGUAAAGAAAGGCUAUUUAUUCAACAGAGUUUAAUUUACAUGCUCCUAUUAAUAAUUCUUUGAGCACAGUUUUAAUAAAUGUUCUUUCUAGAGUAGCUUUUCCUUCUAAGCUGCCUACUUCCUCCCUUCUCCCCUGGGGUAUUGGGGACUCAUUUGCCCCCCAAUAGUUCUCAAAGCGGGUAACAUGGAAAGAGUCUCAAGUACAGAUUCAUUCAAUAGUGUCUGCUCCUCAGACCAGUGUGGGAAACCUUUUAUGCCAGGUGUUCUGUGGGAGUAUCCUGGUGCUCAGUGAUAUAUAUGUAAAACAGUCAUAAACCAGUCUGUUGUGCCCAAAGACCUCAUUUCAGGGUCCUGUUGUGUACAGAACCACCUGUGUGGUCUGGAGCAGAUUGCCUCAUUCUCACCGAGUUUCUGCUUGCUCAUCGCUAAAACGGGGCAAAGAAAAAUAAAUAAGACGGGAAAAAUAAUGCUACCUCACGGGCUCAUUGUGAAGACUAAGACUGCGUGGUUGCGUGGCACCGAGAAGUCUGGCUCGCCCAGGCCCGUAGACUCUGCUGAGCCCCCUUCUCGGUCUUCCAUCGCUGGGCACUGCGCUCCCACCGCAGGAACUUAGAGCGUCUUUAGCGCACAUUUAGAAACAUUGCCUGGCAUAUACUGUUAAAUUCCUUUGAGUUCUGGGGCUUUUCUAGUAAAAAAAAUUGGACUCCUGGAUGAUCCCGCAGUCCCUAGAGUACUGACAAUCAGAACGGGUCUAGGCAGAAGACCUCAGUCGUCUGAAGCAGUCUUCACAAUGGCCCGAUUCUGCCCUCCUCAGGGCUGUCGGCCUGCCCAAGGACCCGAGUUUGACCAGACUGAAAGUGUAGCUUGGUGUCUGAACUCCAUUCAAACAAGCAUUUAUUAGACACUUUGGUGCGGCCGAAUCUGCACGGCAGGGAAUGACGGCUAACACUAGUCCCUCCGCAGCGUGGGGCUCUCGAGGGUGAAGACUCUUAGUCUCCUCUGCAUUCUUAGAAAUCCCCACUCAUAGCACGACUGGGCAAACUUUAGGACUUAAAGCUUAGGACCCGUGCGUCAUCCAUUUGUUACUGUAAUUGUCCAAAACAUUUUAAUUACCAGGUUUGGUGCUGUCCCAUUUACUGAGUAGCAGCCGAGUGCCAGGCUUUACUCUAUGGGAGGAGGGAAAUGAAUGUAAGCUAUUUCCAGGCUAAGGCUCACAGUCUAAGCGGUAGAGGCAGGUAAGUAAAAAACUGUAAAUGUAAACAUGUAGUUCCUGUAAAAGUUCUGUUUGUGUAGCCUGGUGCCUGGCUUUGCUGUGCCUUGAGCUGUGCUCUUGGAGUCAAGCUCCGUUAAUGUAUGUGGGCCAUGACCUCAGAGACCAGGGAACUUAAGAAUGAACGGAUAUGUUGGAUUGAGUGGAGGACAUUCACAGUUGAGAUUUUUUUCUUGGACUCUCUGCUGGCCUACAAUCUGUUCUUAGUGGUAGGAUACACUCUUAAGAAUUUGAGGAGCUAGGAUUAAGAAUGAAGCUUAUAUUGGACUUCCCAGAGCCUAUAGUCUGUUUAUGGUUGUGUAACUCUAAGAGAGGAUUAGACUAUGUAUUAUGCUGAAGUUUGUUCAAUCACUGAAUCCUCUUUUGCUAAAGAACAUCUUGGAACACUGAGAAAUGCUGUUCCUUAACACUUCUCAAAAUGAUUAUAUUUCUGUUUUUUACCUGCACAAGUUAUUGAGGUAAUGAAUUUCAUAGCUACACUUAGUAUUUUCUUUGUCCUAAACUGACUUUAAUUGUCCACAAGUACCCCCUUAUUUUAGCUUAAGAAAAAUAUGCGCUUUCCAGUUCUCAAAAGGUGUUGAGACUUACCUAAAGAGACCCCAAAUCAGUUCUGUUUUCUAAUACAUACGCCUCAUUAAGAUACUUUUAAUGAACUUUUAAUCAUAAAAGUAGCAUAUGCUUGGUAGAGAAUUAUUUUUUAAAGAUUCAAAAGAGGAAGACAAUUACUCACAAUUCCACUACCCAGAGAGCUACUCCUUCUGAUCCGGUGGUCCUCAAACUGAAGCGUGAGUCAGUGUUACUCCAAGGGGUAUGUAGGUGGACAAGGACGCGGAAGCAGAAAGAGAAGCUCUCCUGGUUUCUGGCUCACGCUCAGCAGCGUGAGAGGCCUGUCUCGUCACUCCAUCAAUGGGUGACACAGAGUAUCCUCAACGAAUGACCUUACAUGUCUCUCCCAAGACGCUGUCUUACAAACAUUAUUUUUGCCUCCUAGGACAAGUAACCUCAUUACAUCUCUCAACUAGCACACACAAUUCAACUAAGAUUUUCUUGAAUAUUCUUAUGCCAGCUUAAAAAUUUAGUAGUUUUUACCCAAAGGGGUAAAAAUCCAUACUGCUACAAAUACAUUCAUGGCAGAUGUGCAGCGGAGGUAGUUUUGUCUUCAUCAAGGUGUACAUUUAUAGUGAAAUGUACUGGUUCUGGCCUUCCUGAUUGAUGGGUUUUUCAGGUAUGAGUCGGUGUAUUUUUUCUUAUAUGGGAAGAAUGAAAAGGAAAUGCUGGCAAUGCUUUGAUUGUUUGCUGUUUGCAGGAUAAGAAAUGAGUUAAGGGGAAUGGGGUGGGACAUGGGAUAAAAUCAAGAAAUUCUUUUCUUCCACAGUAGGAAGUGAACAAUAUUUAGAACUGGAAAAUAAAUAGCACUUGAAGCACAUUAUGUCAAAGGUCAGGCAGGUGUAAACACCAGAUGAAUAGUUAAGAGUGCAGGAAGGAAUCCUUAGUGAAAGGUACAAGGGGUAGAGGGAGGAAUAGAGGAAUACUAUUUUUUUAAGUCCAGUAGUACUAGCACGGUGUGAUAGUUUGAUAGUUUUACUAUGUUUGAUAGUUUUAUGCGUGUUUGUAUUCAAGUAGUUUAAAAAUUACCAUAAAACACACAUCAGUAAGACACUACUACUCUGAAUAAUCAUAUUGAUGGCUGGUCUCCAGUUUUUUCAGAAUGUAAAUCCGAGCCUAGCACCCACCCCCACCUCCUCUUGAAGCUUUUUAAUGCUCAGCCUUCCCAGACUCAUCUUUGCCCGCAGUGCCGCUCAUUUGCACAGCCCCAGCCCCGCGGGCCUCCUCUUAGUCUGCCAGAGGUUUCUGUCGGUGUGCAGCGUUGGCAUGCGCUGCUCCCUCUGCUCCCUGGACCUGGAAUACUCUUCCUCCCCCCAGGUUGACCCCCACUGGGCCUUAGGACCACAGCUCUGCAGUCACGUCCUCCUGGGAGCCCUCAGAGUCUUCACCUCUCGGUUGCAUAUUCCUCUCCCAGCACCCGCACCCCCCCUUCCUGGCACGUGUCAUUUUAUAUUUUCAUUUUGCUUGUGUGACCUUUUGAUUUAUGUGUCUCUUUCCCACUAGAACUGUAAGCUUCACAAGAACAGAACUGUGUCUGAUUUGUUUUCCUUGGUGCCCUGGCUCCUAGCUCAGUGCCUGGAACAUAUUAGACACUCAAUAAAUAGUGGGGACUGGUUCAAUUUUCCUUGACAUCUUUUAUUUUAUUAAGAUGCAACACCUCGUUCUCCUAGACAUUUUUUUCCCAAUUAAUAUUAAAAACAAACAAAAAAACCCCAGCCUCUGAACUAAAAUUGGGGAGAAAGAAAUUGGUUACCUGUGACCUUAAUGAGACAAAUCCUUAAAAAAAUUCUAAGUGUAAAGCUUUAGCGCGGUGUCCUAAGAUGCGAGGACAGUUAUCCAGAAUCAGGGAAAGGGCUAGAAAAGGAGUUUCUCUCCCUGAGAGACUAGGAUGCUGGCUUUGGCUACGCAUAGGAUGUUGGAGCCAGAGGGAGGCCAAGCCUGGUGUGGGAGUCCGGAGUCCCCAUACAGGGCAGGGGAAUGGUGGGAGAAUCCGAUACUAAUUUUACCAUGGCUGCAUUGUUUUUGAAGUAAAUCCUUCUAUUUCCCCCAAACUUUCUUUGAAGUCAGCUGGACGUGUAGCAUUUGGGGAUCCCUUCCCAACCCUGAACAUCACCAAACAAGCGCUGAUUCCAUAACUGGGUUGGAAUCAGGGAAAAGGGGCAGCAGGAGGGAGGGGGAGACUAUUUAGAACUAAGACAAUUCACAGGAACAAGAGUCAGAAGGAACCACAAGACUUAAGCCUCCUAGGGAUCUUAGAAAAGUGAAAGGAGGGCACUGAUCUUUAUAAGUAACGCAUAGAAUGGGGAUGCAGGAGAGGGUGUGAGCCAGCUUCGUAUACAUCUGAGAGGACAGAGUACCUCCAGAUGACCUGUGGACCCAGAUAUUUCUGUGUCCUGAUGGACAUUCGAAGGAUUAAAAAGCUUUGUGUCCAGGAUAACAAGGAAGCUGAGGAGGGUUCUUAAAUUUAUCCAGAGUAAGAAGGAAAAAAAUAUUUCCACACCUAAAUAAAGCUAGCAGAGAAACAAGGUCGCUCAGGUGUCAGCAUGCUAAUUAUACGCCCAGCAGACUUGGCAGGUACAAAGAUUAAAUU
Artibeus jamaicensis (Jamaican fruit-eating bat) is the source of this 6905-nucleotide messenger RNA. It is a transcript of the gene ELAC1, whose product is annotated as elaC ribonuclease Z 1. Gene Ontology annotation, molecular function: 3'-tRNA processing endoribonuclease activity. Gene Ontology annotation, cellular component: nucleus. Bases 306 to 1256 code for a protein of 316 amino acids. The transcript has 3 exons. The record is from RefSeq and is a predicted model, not a curated record. Lineage: Eukaryota; Metazoa; Chordata; Mammalia; Chiroptera; Phyllostomidae.